Messenger RNA from Phaethon lepturus (White-tailed tropicbird), 2909 nucleotides. It is a transcript of the gene HIP1R, whose product is annotated as huntingtin interacting protein 1 related. The record is from RefSeq and is a predicted model, not a curated record. NCBI's taxonomy places the organism in Eukaryota, Metazoa, Chordata, Aves, Phaethontiformes, Phaethontidae. The annotation marks the transcript as partial. Gene Ontology annotation, cellular component: clathrin-coated vesicle; actin cortical patch. Gene Ontology annotation, biological process: endocytosis; actin filament organization; clathrin coat assembly. The transcript has 30 exons. Gene Ontology annotation, molecular function: actin filament binding; phosphatidylinositol-3,5-bisphosphate binding; clathrin light chain binding.
GGAUCAUCCUGGGGACGCACCACGAGAAGGGAGCGUUCACCUUCUGGUCCUACGCCAUCGGGCUGCCCCUGCCCAGCAGCGCCAUCCUCAGCUGGAAGUUCUGCCACGUCCUGCACAAGGUCCUGCGCGACGGCCACCCCAACGUCCUCCAGGACUGCCAGAGGUACCGCAGCAACAUCCGAGAGACGGGGGACCUGUGGGGCCAUUUGCACGACAGAUACGGGCAGCUGGUGAGCAUCUACACGCGGCUCCUCCUCACCAAGAUCUCCUUCCAUGCCAAGCAUCCUGAGUUCCCCCCAGGCCUCGAAGUGUCGGAUGAGGUGCUGGAAAAGACCGCAGGGACGGACGUGAACAACAUCUUCCAACUGACGGUCGAGCUGUUCGACUACCUGGACUGUGAGCUGAGGCUUUCGGAGUCAGUUUUCAGGCAGCUCAACACCUCGAUGGCGAUCUCGCAGAUGUCGGCGGUGCAGUGCCGCCUGGCCCCCCUCAUCCAGGUCAUCCAGGACUGCAGCCACCUCUACCACUAUGCCGUCAAGUUAAUGUUCAAGCUGCACUCCUGUCUGCCAGCCGACACGCUGCAGGGCCACCGAGACCGUUUCCACGAGCAGUUUCGCAGCCUGAAAAACUUCUUUAAGAAAGCAUCCGACAUGCUGUAUUUCAAGCGGCUCAUCCAGAUCCCUCGGCUGCCAGAGAGCCCCCCAAACUUCUUGCGGGCAUCUGCGCUGGCCGAGCAUGUGAAGCCGGUGGUCGUCAUCCCCGAGGAAGCCCCCGAGGAUGAGGAGCCAGAGAACCUCAUCGAGAUCAGCACGGCUUCCACCACGGAGCCGCAGGUCACCUCGGAUGUAUUCGAGCAAACCUUCGGGCCACCCAAUGGCAUUCGGGACGACAGGGAUGCGCAGAUUGAGAGCCUGAAGAAGGAGGUGGACAUGCUCCGAGCAGAGAUGGAGAAGAUUAAACUGGAGGCGCAGCGGUACAUCACGCAGCUCAAGGCGCAGGUGAACAGCCUGGAGGGCGAAGUGGAGGAGCAGCGCAAGCAGAAGCAGAAGGCGCUGGUGGACAAUGAGCAGCUGCGGGACGAGCUGGAGAAGCUGCAGAGGGUGAAGCAGGACAGCGACAGGUCCCAGCGGCUCUGCGCCGAAGCGGAAAAGAAAGCCAGUGCCACAGAGAUCCGCUACACGAAGCUGAAGGAGAAGCACAGCGAGCUCAUCAACACGCACGCUGAGCUCCUGAGGAAGAACGCCGACACUGCCAAGCAGCUGACGGUCACGCAGCAGAGCCAGGAGGAGGUGGCCCGUGUCAAGGAGCAGCUGGCGUUUCAGGUGGAGCAGGUCAAGCGAGAGGCCGAGAUGAAGCUGGAGGACCAGAGCGUGCAGAUGGAGCAGCUGCGGCAGGAGCUGGACGCCCGGCGGGACGAGCUGGACCAGGCGCAGCGCUCGCUCAGCCACGCCAAGCAGGCAGGUGCGGAGCUCAAUGCCCAAGUGGAGGCCCUGCAUGCCGAGAAGGAGGUGCUGAGGCGGUCGGUGAGCGAGAAGGAGUGCGAGCUGCUCUCCACGCGUGGCCUCAUUGAGGAGAAGGAGCUGCAGCUGAGCCAGGAGGCAGACAAGGCCACGAGGGAGAUCCGCGAGCUACAGGGCAGGCUCCUGGAGAAGAGCAACCAGGAGCAGAAUCUGCAGCAGAAGCUGCUGGAUGAGCAGUUCGGCAUCCUGCAGGAGACGGUGCGGGAGGCGGAGGACAUCCUCCGUGACGCGGUGGCCAAGCUGGACGACCCGCUGCAUGUCCGCUGCACCAGCUCCCCAGAUUACCUGCUCAGCCGGGCACAGGCAGCGCUGGAGUCCACGGAUGCCCUGGAGAACGGACACGCGCAGUACGUGGCCUCCAUGGCAGAUGCUGCAGGGCUGGUGGGAGCUCUGGCCCUCUUCGCGCACCUGACGGCCGACACCAUCGUGAACGGCAGUGCCACGUCCCACCUGGCUCCCACUGACCAUGCUGACCGGCUUAUGGAGACGUGCCGGGACUGUGGGCAGCGGAGCCUGGACUACUUGGGCGAGCUGAAGGACAAGCAGACGCUGGGGCACGCCGAGCUGGGGGACGUGCGGCGGGCGCUGCGGGGGGUCCUGCAGCUGGCCCAGGAGCUGAGGCCCAAGAGCUUAGACAUCAAGCAAGAAGAGCUGGGGGACAUGGUUGAGAAGGAGAUGGCCUCCACCUCAGAGGCGAUUGAGGAUGCUGUCAGGCGGAUAGAGGAGAUGAUGAGCCAGGCCAGAAACAAGAGCUCCGGUGUUAAGCUUGAAGUGAACGAGCGCUGCUUUGUGGGCUGCUUAGAAGCUAUUCGACUUCUUGUAACAACAUCUACGAACUUACAGAAGGAGAUAGUAGAAAGUGGCCGGGGGGCAGCAACAACUCAGGAGUUUUACGCCAAGAACUCGCGCUGGACUGAAGGGCUGAUCUCGGCCUCCAAGGCAGUGGGCUGGGGAGCCACGCAGCUCGUGGAGUCAGCAGACAGAGUUGUCCUGCACACGGGCAAAUAUGAAGAACUGAUUGUCUGCUCCCAUGAAAUCGCUGCCAGCACGGCCCAGCUGGUGGCUGCCUCCAAGGUGAAAGCCGAGAAGAGCAGCAGGAACCUGGGCCGGCUCCAGGAGUGCUCGCGCAACGUCAACGAGAUGGCGGCCAACGUGGUGGCUUCCACCAAGUCGGGGCAAGAGCAGAUUGAGGAGAAAGACACCAUGGACUUUUCCGGCAUGUCCCUCAUCAAGCUGAAGAAGGAAGAGAUGGAAACACAGGACGGGGAGGCGAAGCCAGCGCCAGCCCCCAGGCGAGGCAUCCUCAAGAAGCCCCCCCUGGCCCAGAAGCCCGGCCAUGGAGAGCCCGAGCGAGACGCCGGCCCGUACCCGCCUCACGGGGCGAACUAG